UAAGAAAAAAAAAAGAGUCAACAUUUUUGAUCCCAUCUGCUGAACAUUUUCUCUCAGAAUCAAGAAAUUGAAAUCGGUGUCAUUUGAUCAGAGCUAAAUCCAACUGACUCCCGGUAGUUAACAAUUGCAGAGAGAGAGAGAGAGAGAGAGAGAGAGAGAGAGAGAGAGAGAGAGAGAGAGAGCAAUGGCCGUGGUUGCUUCAGCUCCUGGGAAGGUGUUGAUUACCGGUGGUUAUCUUAUACUCGAGAGGCCAAAUGCGGGGAUUGUAUUAAGUACCAAUGCCCGCUUCUAUGCCAUUGUGAAGCCACUCUAUGAAGAAGUCAAGCCAGAAAGCUGGGCAUGGGCCUGGACUGAUGUCAAAUUAACAUCUCCUCAGCUCUCAAGAGAAAGCACAUAUAAAAUGUCUCUAAAGCAUUUGAUGCUCCAGAGUGUCUCUUCAAGUGAAUCAAGGAAUCCUUUUGUUGAACAUGGAUUGCAAUAUGCUGUAGCUGCCGCUCAUGCCAUGUUUGACAAGAAUAAGAAGGAAAUCCUACACAAACUACUCUUGCAAGGUCUUGAUAUAACCAUUUUAGGUUGCAAUGAUUUCUACUCAUACCGAAAUCAGAUUGAAGCAAGGGGACUUCCCUUGGUACCAGAGUCGUUGGCUUCCCUUCCACCUUUUGCAUCAAUCACUUUCAAUGACGAGUCAAAUGGAGAGAAUUGCAAGCCUGAAAUUGCAAAAACUGGCUUGGGUUCUUCUGCAGCAAUGACGACAGCUGUUGUCGCUGCUUUACUUCAUUAUCUUGGUGUAGUUAAUAUUUCCUACUUGUCCAAAGAUCAAUGGCGAGAAAAGACUGAGUCUAUGGAUUUUCAUAUAGUGCAUAUUAUAGCUCAAACUGCACACUGUAUUGCACAAGGGAAAGUUGGCAGUGGAUUUGAUGUCAGUUCUGCAGUUUAUGGCAGUCAGCGUUAUGUCCGUUUUUCACCUGAAGUGCUUUCUUUUGCUCAGGUUGGCGUUAAAGGACUGCUACUACAGGAUGUCAUUGGUGACACCUUAAAAGGCAAGUGGGACCAUGAGAGGACUAAAUUUUGUUUACCACCAUUGAUGACUCUUUUGUUGGGGGAACCAGGAAGUGGUGGAUCAUCGACCCCAUCAAUGGUAGGUGCCGUGAAAAGUUGGCAAAAGUCUGACCCACAGAAAUCCCAAGAAACAUGGAGACAUUUGUCAGAGGCAAAUUCAGAUCUUGAGACACAACUACAUAUGCUGAGCAGAUUGGCAGACAAACAUUGGGAUGUUUAUAAGUGUGUAAUUGAAUACUGCAGCGUGCAUAAAUCAAAUGAGUGGAUGCAGCAUGCUACUGAACCAAACAAAGAAGCAAUUCUUAGAACACUGUUUGGGGCAAGAGAUGCGAUGCUCAGGAUCAGACAUCAUAUGCGCCAGAUGGGUGAGAGUGCAGGUGUUCCGAUAGAACCUGAAUCACAAACUCAUCUUUUGGAUACUACCAUGGAUAUGGAAGGAGUUCUGUUGGCUGGAGUUCCAGGAGCAGGUGGUUUUGAUGCAAUAUUUGCCAUUACUUUAGGAGAUUCUGAUAACAAUGUGACGAAAACAUGGAGUGGGCUCAAUGUUCUAGCCUUGUUAGUUAGAGAAGAUCCUCAUGGUAUUUCUUUAGAAAGUGGCGAUCCGCGAACCAGGGAAAUUACGUCGGCUGUUUCUUCUCUUCAUGUUUAGAAGUUGAGUUUGCCCAUAUGCUUUUGAGUCCAUUGAAGAUCUUUGAUAUCAACUUGGAAUAUAAAUACAUGUGUUUUAAAUUAACGAAUAUGAUUAAAGAAAAUGAAAGAUUGUUACUCUUUCACAUUUCUUUUUUAAUAUUUGAGAAAAAAUGAAAACAAUUUGAUAUUAUAUACUUCUAGAAACUUUUGCUUGCC
This is a messenger RNA of Carica papaya (papaya), 1905 nucleotides long. Its product is annotated as GHMP kinase family protein. Gene Ontology annotation, biological process: isopentenyl diphosphate biosynthetic process, mevalonate pathway. The record is from RefSeq and is a predicted model, not a curated record. Lineage: Eukaryota; Viridiplantae; Streptophyta; Magnoliopsida; Brassicales; Caricaceae. Gene Ontology annotation, cellular component: peroxisome. Gene Ontology annotation, molecular function: phosphomevalonate kinase activity.